GCGUAAUUUUAUAACUUUUUAUCCAAAUACAAUGAUUGGAUAAGAUCUGAAAUUAGCAUAGCGACAGACACGUCAUGAAAGAUGAAACAAGAUAGAUAAGCUCACGCCUCCACUCCCCGCGGCGGCGCAACACCACAAAAACCACCAUCCUACUCGAUCUUCACGCCUAUAUAUAUACAUAUAAUCCAAAAUAGAGAUGGUCCUGCAAAACGCUUUUUUUAUUUAUAAUUUAUCCGUACAACAUUUGGUAUUAUCCUGUUCAUUCACGCCUUUAGCAAUCUCUCUUUGACUUCGAAAGCUAAAAAUCUGAUCCCAUCUGAGAUAGAGAAAGUUUUCUGGGUUUCGUUCAUCUUCUGCGCUAAAUUUGUGAAGUUUCUGCAAUGGCUGCUGCGGUGGGAAGGAUUGGAGGGGGGGUUGGGGGUUACGGUUCAGGCUCUGGGUCAUUGGAGCGGUUGAGGAAUUCUGGGAAGAAGCGCAGGAACGAGAAGGAUGGGUUCAGAGUCUCCUGCAUUUCUUCUCCUUCCGUGGCUGAUCCCUACAAGACUCUCAGGAUUCACCAUGGUGCCACUGAAUCUGAGGUCAAGAAAGCUUUCAGACAGCUUGCUCUUAAGAUAGUUAUGAGUCAUUUGAGAGGCGAGGCGAGGCUGCCACAGACCGAGAUGUACAAGCAAUAUGAUGAAGCAGGGAACGAUGAGCAGAUGGGAGGGAUGUACGACCCCGAUGAUCUCUGGGAAGAAUGGAUGGGGUGGGAAGGAGCCGGGAUUCGCGACUAUACUUCCCAUAUCAACCCUUACAUCUGAAUCUGGACUUUGAUCCACCUUUCUUGUGGCCAAAACCCACCAGCUGGGAAACAGGUGGUUGAGCUUUCUGUACAGAAUGAAGUUGUAGUCUCAGGAGUUUAGUUUUUCUGAUAUCAGAAGUUGUACUAUCUUAUCUUUUCCCACUGUAAAUACCAUUAUUAAAACUCUGAUAUUCAAUCAAAAUGAAUAAGAAGUGCCAUCUUCUUCGUUAAUCUUUA
Molecule: messenger RNA, 1018 nt
Organism: Ipomoea nil (Japanese morning glory)
Lineage: Eukaryota; Viridiplantae; Streptophyta; Magnoliopsida; Solanales; Convolvulaceae
Product: chaperone protein dnaJ 8, chloroplastic
Exons: 2
Coding region: 381-800 (139 amino acids)
Source: RefSeq, a predicted model, not a curated record